AUGUUGUCAUGCUCUGACGAUGUCUGUCACAUGAAGGACAAAAGCUCAGCAGAGAUUGCUCGGGGUCAAAGGGCGGUGCACCGAGAAUCUAUUCGCACAAAUCUACACCAACAGCUCCAAGGCAAUCCUCCCACAGCCUCCGGUGGAACCAAUUUACGAAUCACUUCCACUUGCCUCUUUAAACGAAAUGAAAGGUACUCCAACACUGUUCCUAUCGGCUUGCACGAAAAGUAG
This is a messenger RNA of Protopolystoma xenopodis, 234 nucleotides long. NCBI's taxonomy places the organism in Eukaryota, Metazoa, Platyhelminthes, Monogenea, Polystomatidea, Polystomatidae. The record is from the annotation of a GenBank genome assembly.